Molecule: messenger RNA, 3250 nt
Organism: Dermatophagoides farinae (American house dust mite)
Lineage: Eukaryota; Metazoa; Arthropoda; Arachnida; Sarcoptiformes; Pyroglyphidae
Gene: Tudor-SN
Product: Staphylococcal nuclease domain-containing protein 1
Biological process (GO): regulatory ncRNA-mediated gene silencing; mRNA catabolic process
Cellular component (GO): RNAi effector complex; cytosol; nucleus
Molecular function (GO): RNA binding; nuclease activity
Source: RefSeq, a predicted model, not a curated record
AUUGAAUCGGCAUGCUGCUGAUGCCACAUCAUCAAAGAACAUCGACCUAUUUGUGUGUGUGUGUGUGUUGUAUGUUUUUCUCAUUCAAGAAAAAAAAACAGCAUCAGACAUCCAAAGCCAACUCAGCAUUUCAUUUGAAGAUUGAGCAGUUUUUUCUUUUCAACUUUUUUUUUAUUAUUAUUUGUUCAAAUCUUCGAUAUCAUCAUCAUCAUCAAAUUUAAAUUGAUAAUAAUUACUGUGUUUGAUUAGUUUGAACAAAACAAGUGAGCCAUUUGUAUAUUCGACAAAGUUAUCGCAAUAUAUCCAUCAUCGACACACAGACACACACACACAUACACGCAAACGAUUGAUUCGUUCAUUGAAUUUUCUUGUUUGUGUUUUUUUUUCUGUCUACAAUUCUCAAAUUCUCAAAUUCUCAAAUUCUGAAUAAUAGAAAAAAUAGAUUUUAUCGUCAAACAAAAAUGUCUUCACCACAAACACUACAACAUGCUAUUGUUAAAUCCGUUCAAUCUGGUGAUUCAAUCAUUAUUCGUAGCCAACCAAAAGGUGGACCACCACCUGAAAAACAAAUCAAUUUAGCCUAUUUGUUGGCACCAAAAAUUAGCCGUAAAUUGCCUGAUGGUAGCCAUACAGCUGAUGAACCAUUCGCAUGGGAAUCAAGAGAAUUUUUACGAAAAAAACUUGUUGGAAAAGUAAUACAAUUUCGUGUUGAAUAUAAAGUUCCUUUCGGUAAUAAUCAACGUGAAUGUGCAACAAUAUUUCUUGCAUCGGAAAAUAUAAACGAAACAUUAGUUAAUGAAGGAUUAGUGGAUGUGGUAAAACGUGCUCAAAACAAAGAUAAUCCCGAUGUUGUUCGUUUGAUCGAGCUAGAAGAAGCGGUUAAAAGUAGUAAAUCAAAAGGUAAAUGGGCUGGUAAUGCUAUUAAACGUACGAUUUUACAAGACUUUGAAAAUGGCCAAUCGUUUAUUGGGAAAAAUAUGGAUGGUAUUGUUGAACAUGUUCGUGAUGGUUCAACAAUGAAAAUCGGCCUUUUUCUACCAUCAAGUGAUCAAUCAUCGGUUACGUAUCAGAUGGUCAUGGUUGUAUUGAGUGGUGUUCGUUGUCCACAAACAAACGAACCAUUUGGUGAAGAGGCAAGAUUCUUUACCGAAUCACGGUUAUUGCAACGUGAUGUUCUAGUACAUGUUGAACAGAUUAAUCCAGGCGGAAAUACGGUCGUUGCUACCAUUACAUUUAUGGAUCGUGAUAUUGCUGAAUAUCUAUUACGCGAAGGCUACGCAAAAUGUAUUGAUCGAACUUUGGGAUUGACAAAAGAUCCUAAAAAAUUACGUACUAUAGAAAAUGAAGCCAAAAGUCGAAAAUUGAGAAUAUGGAAAGAUUUCAAAGAAACAGCUCGAUCAAGUAGUUCAGUGAAUUUUGAUGCUAAAGUUUUGGAAAUUUCAAGUGCCGAUUCAUUGGUUAUUCAACAUAACGAUACAAAAGAAAUAAAGAAAAUUUUUCUAGCUUCAAUUCGUGCACCAAGAUUGGUGAACGAUGAUGGACAAACAGUGCUAGCAUCAAGUGGUGGUGGUGGUGGCGGUGGUACAGAUACAAAAAAACAGUUUCGUCCACUAUAUGACAUUCCAUUCAUGUUUGAAGCUCGUGAAUUUCUACGUAAAAGACUGAUCGGCAAAACGGUCAAAGUACGUGUGGAUUAUGUGCAGCCAAAAAAUGAAAAUUUUCCGGAAAAAACAUGCUCUACUGUUUUGACUGGUGAUGGCCAAAAUAUUGCCGAACAAUUGGUAUUGAAUGGAUUGGCUACAGUGGUUAAAUAUCGUCAAGAUGAUGAUCAACGUGCUUCGGAUUAUGAUUCAUAUCUAGCGGCCGAACAAAAAGCUCAGAAAAAUAAUAAAGGUCUUCAUUCAAACAAAACAGAUGCCGGUAUGGUACGAAUAGCCGAUCUGUCUGUGGAUUUAUCUAAAGCGAAAUCAAUGGCACCAUUUCUAACCCGUUGGACUGGCCUUCGUCGUGAAGCAGUCAUUGAAUAUGUAUUUCCAUCAUCGACAAAACUCAAGGUUUAUAUACCGAAAGAAAGUUGUCUGAUUAAUCUAGUAUUGUCAGGUGUGAACACUCCACGACCGAAUGAUCCAAUGUUAGCCGAUGCUGUCCGACAUGUUCGUUUACGUGUUCUACAGCGAGAUGUUCAUGUUGAAAUUGAAACCGUAGAUAAAAUCGGCAAUUAUAUUGGUUCUGUUUAUUAUGAUAAGAAUAAUAAUCUGGCAUUGGAUCUUGUCCGAAAUGGUCUUCUAUCCGUGAGAGAAUAUAAUAAAAAUAUGGAAUUGAACAAUGUUGAAACGGAAGCAAAAACAGCUCGACGUGGAAUCUGGAAAGAUUAUAAGGAAGAAGUGGCCGUAGAAAAUGUUGAAGAAAUUGAUUUAGAUGGUGACAAUGAAACGGCGCCAGUAGUGGAUGAUGUUGCACAACGAAAACGUGUUAUAAUCACAAAUCUUGCCAAAGAUUUUACCUCGUUUCAUGCUCAACAGGUUAAAGAUGGACCAGAAAUUGAGGCAAUGCUUCUACGAUUACGGCAAGAAGCAACGGCCAAUCCACCAAUUGCUGGUUCAUAUAGACCGAAAAAAGGUGAUCUUGUUAUGGCCAAAUUUAGUGAAGAUGGAUUAUGGUAUCGUGCACGGGUAGAAAAAACGGUCACUGCAAAUGAAUCACAAGUUAUCUACAUUGAUUAUGGUAAUCGUGAAACAUUGGAUAAUAAAAAUAUAGCAUCACUGCCAUUGGGUAAUUUUACCAGCAUUCCAGCGGCAGCUAAAGAAUAUGCAUUUGCAUUCGUUUUCCCUGAUACGGAUGAAGAAUUUGUAGAUGAAGUUCGAGCAGUGUUCAUGAAUGUUACGGCCAAUAAAGUAGUACUGUUAAAGACUGAAUACAAAGAUGUUGGCAACGGUUUGGAAGCGGCAACAUUGUUGGAUGAAAUCAAUAAAAAAGAUAUUGUCCUUCAAAUGGUCAAAGAUGGUUGGCUUUUUGUCGACACAAAAACCCGUCGUGAUCGUCGAUUGUUGAAAAAAGUUGGUGAAUACAAAGAAGCACAAGAAUAUGCCAAAAAGAAUGGGCUUAAUCUAUGGCAAUAUGGUGAUGUUACACCGGAUGAUGCUAAAGAAUUUGGCUAUCCAAACCAUUGAUGGAAUAAAAAAAAAAAAAAAAUGAAAAACAACAACAACAAUCACUUGAAGAGAUGGUCAGAAUUUCGAUUUUUUUGCAC